Molecule: messenger RNA, 1913 nt
Organism: Syngnathus acus (greater pipefish)
Lineage: Eukaryota; Metazoa; Chordata; Actinopteri; Syngnathiformes; Syngnathidae
Gene: oclna
Product: occludin a
Exons: 9
Coding region: 169-1644 (491 amino acids)
Biological process (GO): bicellular tight junction assembly
Cellular component (GO): apical plasma membrane; cytoplasmic vesicle; bicellular tight junction
Source: RefSeq, a predicted model, not a curated record
CUGAGUGGGCGCGGCCAGGCUGCUACCUUGUCAAGGUGUGGUUUGUUUCUUAAUUUGUGUGUAUUUCACUUGGAGGAGACAUCUAGCCGGCCCGGCGGUGGACAAAGUUUCGGGUGAGUGCGUUUCGCAGAAACUCAGGCGCAGUCAAAGACGAGCGAAGAAGCAGCCAUGUCCAACAGGCCAAACGGGAGCCCGCCUCCCUACGAGUCGGAUGGCUACAACGCCGCCCCCCAGCCGGCGUACUCGUACUACCCGGAAGACGAGUUCCAACACUUCUACCGCUGGACGUCGCCGCCGGGCGUGCUGAAGAUCAUGGCCAUCAUUGUCAUCGUGCUGUGCGUGGCCAUCUUUGCCUGCGUGGCCUCCACUCUGGCGUGGGACUCGCAGGGGGCGCUGUCGGGCUUCGGCGGCGGCGGCGGCAUCGGCGGCUCCUAUCCCGGAAGCUACGGCGGCGGCGGCAGCUUUGGCUCUUUCGGAGGCGGCGCCUACGGACCCGGCAACAACUACGGCUACGGCAACCUGGGCGGCAACUACAACGACCCCCGCUCGGCCAAAGGCUUCAUCAUCGCCAUGGCGGCCAUCACUUUUGUGGCGGCGCUGGCCAUCUUCAUCCUCCUGGCGUCCCACCAGAGCGUCUCGGAGAGCAGGAAGUUCUACCUGGCUGCGAUCAUCGUCUGCGCCAUCUUGGCCCUGUUGAUGCUGAUCGCCACCAUCGUGUACCUGGUGGCCGUCAACCCCACGGCGCAGUCGCAAGGCUCGGCCUACGGCAGCCAGAUCGCCGGCCUGUGCGCCCAGUACCAGCAGCCGCAGUUGUCGGGGAUCGUGGUCAACCAGUACCUCUACCACUACUGCGUGGUGGAGCCACAGGAGGCCAUCGCGGUGGUGUUUGGCUUCCUGGUGGCGGCCGCCCUCAUCAUCAUGCUGGUGUUUGCGCUGAAGACGCGCAAGAAGAUCAGCGAGUUCGGCAAGAGCAACAUCUUGUGGAAGCGCGUCAAGGUGCUGGAGGACGCCGAACCGCCGCAGGACGUCGAGGCCUGGGUGAACAACGUGUCUGUGCCGCCCGAGGAACUUCCCAUGGCCGACUUCCCGGAGACGCUGCGCAGCUCGCGGGGUCGCCUGGACGACGACCGCAGCACCGACUACAGCAAACCUCGAUACGGCUACGCGCCGGUGGAGGAUGAGCGGCCCGUCCGUAACGGCGUUCCUUCCAGCGCCGCCGACUCGGCCGCCCCCAGCUGGGCCGGCAGAUCCAACGGGAGGCGGGGAGACCCCGACGCCGACUAUGCGUCCUCGGGAGACGAGCUGGACGACGAGGACGCCGACUACUACAGCGAGUUCCCGCCCGUCGCCACCGAGCAGGAACGCAACGAGUACAAGCGGGAGUUUGACCGCAACCACCACGAGUACAAAGAGCUCCAGUCCGAGCUCGACGCCAUCAACGGCAAACUCAGCGACCUGGACCGACAACUGGACGAGCUGCACAAAGGAAGCCCGCAGUACCUGGACGCUCUGGACGAGUACAACCGGAUCAAGGACAUGAAAAAGUCUUCAGACUAUCGCGCCAAGAAGAGGCGAAGCAAAUACCUCAAGGCCAAACUCAACCACAUCAAGAAGAUGGUCAGCGACUACGACCGCAGAGCCUGAGACGUGCCGCCGCCGCCGCCGUCAGAACAAAUGCUCGCUCAGCCAGAACGGGUCGGCCGGCCACGUCAUGGCUGCCCGAGUCUUCCUGCCAGCUAUGAACUCUUUUCAAGCAACAAGCUAUAUAUUUGUCAUGAUGAAUUUUUGCAUGACGUUCUGCAUGACAACUCGGUCCACGUGUAUCGAUCGGACUAGCUAUUUUUAACCAAUUCGUGUACUUAAGGCUGUAUUUUUUUUUAUGAGAAUAAAAUGCCAAGAAAUGUUUUCAUUUA